GACUUCUGGACGAUGUUCCUGCAGCGCCCGCGCAGGUCGCUCCCAGUACGUCGCCAAGCAGCGGAGGGGACUUGCUCGGCAUGGAGGAUUUGCUCGGUGGCCUCGGAUCCGAGGUGCCGGCGCCCGUGCCUGCAGCGCCUCCCGAGUUCAGCUUGGCUCUGGAUGCCUCCAUGGAUGGCAACAGCUUUCAGGCGCGGUGGUCACAGCUGCCGCAGCUUCCGGUCUUGAAUUGGCCACUGAGGCCCGGCAGCGCGUCGAACACAGGCGCCGUCGAGGCUGCCCUGAGGCCACAUGGCAUCUUCGUCAUAGCGAGUGGCACAGUCGGCCAGAGCAUGAAGUUCUACUUCUAUGCGCGGCAGGCUGGGCAAACGGAGGCUCCCAACGGAGUCUGGUUUUUGCUUGAGGUGAUCAUGGCAUUAGCGGCGAGCUCCUGUCAAGUGACGCUCAAGGUAGAUAACGCUGGCCCCACGGCUGUUGACCAGUUCCAGACUGCGUUGCGCACGUCGCUGGCGCCCUUUCUCGCGUAA
This is a messenger RNA of Symbiodinium necroappetens, 527 nucleotides long. The record is from the annotation of a GenBank genome assembly. NCBI's taxonomy places the organism in Eukaryota, Dinophyceae, Suessiales, Symbiodiniaceae.